Molecule: messenger RNA, 3420 nt
Organism: Asparagus officinalis (garden asparagus)
Lineage: Eukaryota; Viridiplantae; Streptophyta; Magnoliopsida; Asparagales; Asparagaceae
Product: probable LRR receptor-like serine/threonine-protein kinase At4g26540
Biological process (GO): hormone-mediated signaling pathway; protein phosphorylation
Cellular component (GO): plasma membrane
Molecular function (GO): protein binding; protein kinase activity; ATP binding
Source: RefSeq, a predicted model, not a curated record
CCUUUUUCUCUUAUAAACAAAACAUGGGGUUCCCCCCUCAACAAUCCCAAUACAAACUCUCAUGCUCCUCUCUGCCCUCAACUCCUCUCACCUCCUCCAAUGCCUCCAUUCAUUCUUCUGCUCACAAUAAUCUCUGUUCUCUUCUCCUCCUCAUUCUCCAUUGAUGACCAAGGCCUCGCUCUGCUCUCAUGGAAGAAAACUCUCAACGCCUCCUCAGUCUCCCUCGAUUCAUGGAGCCCUUCAGACCCAAAUCCUUGCAGUUGGUUUGGAGUCUCAUGCGACAAGGACUCCAAAGUUACCAGCCUCACAUUGAAAUCAACGGACCUGCAAGGCCCAUUACCUUCAAAUUUCCAAUCCCUGUCCUCCUUGGACUCGCUAGUCAUCUCUGCAGCCAAUAUCACUGGCUCAAUACCGAAAGAAUUUGGUGACUACCAGCAGUUAACGUUUCUUGAUCUUAGCAAGAAUCAGAUAUCUGGUGAGAUUCCAAUUGAAUUGUGCAGGCUCACUAAACUUGAAUCCUUGUCCCUCAACUCUAAUUCUCUGCAAGGAGCUAUUCCUUCCGAUAUCGGAAACCUGUCGAGUUUGACUUAUCUAACCCUCUAUGACAACUUUCUUAACGGAGAGGUUCCAGCAAGCAUCGGAAAGUUGACAAAGCUUGAAGUGCUCAGAGCUGGUGGUAAUCAAAAUCUCAAGGGACCGUUGCCAGCAGAGAUUGGUAACUGCACAAAUUUAGUAAUGCUGGGUCUUGCGGAGACCAGCAUCUCCGGCAGUUUGCCUUCUACAAUUGGCAAUCUAAAGAAGAUUCAGACCAUUGCUAUUUACACUGCUCUGCUCUCUGGUUCGAUCCCGAAAGAGAUUGGUAACUGCACUGAGCUUGCAAGCUUGUUUCUUUAUCAGAAUUCUAUAUCUGGGUCUAUUCCAAAUGAGCUUGGAAAUCUUGUAAAGCUUCAAACUCUGCUUUUAUGGCAGAACAGUUGUCAAGAGCUGAAUCUAAUGGAUUUAUCUCUCAAUCUUGUUUCCGGGUCUAUACCGAAAACUAUUGGUAAACUCUCAAAUCUGCAGCAACUUCAGCUGAGUACUAAUCAGCUCUCUGGCUCAAUCCCCGCUGAGAUCUCCAACUGCUUUGCGCUAACUGAUUUCGAAGUCGACAACAACAACCUCUCGGGUGAGAUUGAUAUAGAUUUCAAGAAGCUGUCAGGCCUCACCUUGUUCUUUGCCUGGCAGAACAGAUUAACUGGAAAUAUUCCUGGUAAUCUUGCAGAGUGUCAGAAUCUCCAAUCUCUUGAUCUCUCUUACAAUAACCUGACAGGUCCAAUACCAAAGCAACUAUUUGGGCUACAAAAUCUCACAAAGUUGUUGCUUCUAUCCAAUGAGCUCUCUGGAUUGAUUCCUCCAGAUAUUGGUAACUGUACCAAUCUUUUCAGGGUUAGGCUGAAUGAGAACAGUCUAACUGGAUCAUUACCUGCAGAGAUUGGAAUGUUGAAGAACCUCAAUUUUCUCGAUAUUAGCGGCAAUCGACUCAUUGGUCAAAUCCCUCCAGCAUUAUCAGGCUGCGAAAGUCUCGAGUUUCUUGAUCUUCAUUCUAAUGCACUUGGUGGAUCUCUGCCAGAUUCGCUUCCAAAGAAUCUACAAUUCGUUGACAUUUCAGAUAACAUGCUCAGUGGUCCAUUAGGACCCGCUAUCCGAUCCUUAACGCAGCUAACAAAGUUUGUUGCAGGUAAGAAUCGGUUCUCUGGCAUGAUUCCUUCAGAGCUCAAGUUGUGUACUAAGCUUCAACUGUUAGAUCUUGGUGCCAAUGUGUUAUCUGGUGCGAUACCAGCAGAGAUCGGUGAAUUGCCAGCACUUGAAAUCUCUCUCAAUCUCAGCUAUAACCGUCUUUUUGGCACAAUUCCAUCUCAGUUCUCAGGCCUUAGCAAACUCGCAAUCCUUGACGUUUCUCACAACAAUCUCACAGGAGAUCUCAAUCAUCUUGUCGAUCUCCAAAAUCUUGUUGCCUUGAACAUCUCAUUCAAUAGCUUCUCGGGCUCAUUGCCGAAUUCCCCUUUCUUCCGGAAGCUUCCCCUGUCAGACCUCACUGGAAACCAGGGACUGUUCAUCUCAUCUGGGUCAGCCAGCACAGGCACGACGGCAGCUUCCAUGUCAGCACUAAAACUAGCCGUGUCAAUCCUAGUCAGCGUUGGUGUGCUGCUACUAUUAAUAGCAGCCUACGUGGCUGUUCGUGCCCGUGCUGCUCCCAGUAGAGAUGAAACGGACACAUGGGAAGUCACAUUGUACCAAAAGCUGGACUUCUCUGUUGAUGACAUAGUCCGAAGGCUGACAUCAGCGAACGUCAUCGGAACAGGGAGUUCUGGUGUAGUUUACAAGGUUGGUUUACCGACAGGUGACACUUUUGCGGUAAAGAAAAUGUGGUCAUCGAACGAGAAUGGUGCAUUUCAGAAUGAGAUAUCAACACUAGGUACAAUUCGUCAUCGGAAUAUAGUGAGAUUAUUGGGCUGGGGAGCCAACGGGAGUACCAAAUUGCUGUUCUACAAUUACUUGGUGAAUGGGAGUUUGAGCGGGUUCCUUCACCGGGGAGUGAAGGGAUCGGGGGAUUGGGAGAUGAGAUACAAUAUCGUUGUAGGAGUUGCGCAUGCUAUCUCAUAUUUGCAUCACGAUUGUGUGCCCGCAAUCUUGCAUGGAGAUGUUAAGAGCAUGAAUGUGUUGUUAGGUGAGAGAUAUGAAGCAUAUUUGGCUGAUUUCGGGUUGGCCAAGGUUUUAACUGGAGGUUGUAGCAGAGUUGGGAAGCUGGAGAUUAAGCCUUCACCAAAGAUUGCGGGCUCUUAUGGUUACAUUGGUCCAGAACAUGCUUCAAUGCAGCGAAUCACCGAAAAGAGCGAUGUCUACAGCUAUGGUGUAGUCCUACUCGAGGUUCUAACAGGAAGACAUCCGUUAGACCCAUCACUCCCUGGAGGUGCACAUUUAGUUCAAUGGGUCCGUGAUCAUUUGGCAAACAAGCGCGAUCCAAUUGAACUCCUUGACUCAAGACUCCGAGGUCUUCCAGAGUCUCAGACUCAAGAAAUGGUUCAAGCUUUGGCUAUCUCAGUAUUGUGUGUUAGUCCCCGGCCUGACGAUAGACCAACAAUGAAGGAUGUUGUUGCAUUGCUUAAAGAGAUAAGGCAAUCUGUUGCUGAUGAUCAAAAGACAUCUUCAGUGAGUAAUAUUGGUGCUUCUCCUGUUAGGGAUUUGGAUUUGAAAGGCUCUUCGACUUGUUCAUUCGCUAUGUCAGACUGUUCAAGCUGAUAAUAGGAAGGAAUUAGAUUUUUUAUUAUUUUUAUUUUUAUUUUUUGAUGGCAAAAGUUUUGUUGAUGAUGAUUAGUAUCCUGUUUGCCCUUGUAAAUCUCAAUAACUGUUAGAUAGUAUGAUGAAUAUAUUUGUUUAAAA